CUGAUCGCCGCAGUGUGUGUAUCAGAGCAUCAGUGUGUUUAGUACAGCAGCGCAGUGGAGGCGCGAAGAGGACACACACGGCACCAAGAGGGAUCCGAGUCAGGAGAGGACAGGAUCACUUUUAAAACAAACAAACUAUGCUUUGACAGAAGAGGAUGCAGAUUAAAGUUAAAUGACCGGAGAUGAGCUUAAAAUGUGCAGCUCCCUCAGCAUUUGACUUGAUCAUACAUGGAUUGCUGCGCUAAACCUGCUCUAAGCCUUUUCACGACAACUUCAGUGGUACUUUUUCAAAGCAAAAACCAACAAAACAAACAAAAACACAUUGUCGCUCAGCAUGUCAGCCAUCAGAAGGAAAUUUGGAGAGGAAUAUCAGGUCGUGAACACCAGCCGAGGCGCGCAUUUUCCUGCGCCAGUUAAGCGCAAGAGGCAGCGCUUCGUGGAGAAGAACGGACGCUGUAACGUGCAGCACGGAAACCUGGGCGGUGAGACGAGCCGCUACCUGUCAGAUCUGUUUACCACGCUGGUGGACCUGAAGUGGCGCUGGAACCUGCUCAUCUUCCUGCUCACUUACACGGUGGCUUGGCUCGUUAUGGCCUCCAUGUGGUGGCUGAUCGCGUACGCACGUGGAGACCUCGGGCGCGGACACGACCCCGACUACACGCCGUGCGUAGCCAAUGUCUACAACUUCCCCUCCGCCUUCCUCUUCUUCAUCGAGACAGAGGCCACUAUCGGCUACGGGUAUCGCUACAUUACAGAGAAGUGCCCUGAGGGCAUCAUCCUAUUCCUCUUCCAGUCUCUUCUCGGCUCAAUUGUGGACGCUUUCCUCAUCGGCUGCAUGUUCAUCAAGAUGUCGCAGCCGAAGAAACGCGCAGAGACGCUCAUGUUUAGCCAAGACGCAGUGAUCUCGCAGCGGGACGGCAAACUCUGUCUCAUGUUCCGUGUGGGAAACCUCAGGAACAGCCACAUGGUGUCAGCUCAGAUCAGGUGCAAGCUCAUCAAGUCUCGUCAGACACCUGAGGGGGAGUUUCUGCCCCUGGACCAAAGAGAGCUGGACGUUGGGUUUGGAACGGGCGCCGACCAACUCUUCCUCGUCUCUCCUCUCACCAUCUGCCAUGAGAUUAAUCCCAAGAGCCCAUUCUUCGACCUCUCACAGCGCUCACUCAUAAGUGAGCAGUUUGAGAUUGUUGUUAUCCUUGAAGGGAUAGUGGAAACCACAGGUAUGACGUGUCAAGCUCGGACAUCUUACACAGAGGACGAGGUGUUGUGGGGACACAGGUUCCUUCCUGUUAUGUCUUUGGAGGAAGGUUUCUUCCGAGUGGACUACUCACAGUUCCACAGCACCUUUGAGGUGCCUACACCGCCUUACAGUGUAAAGGAACAGGAUGAAUCAUCUUGCCUGCCUUCCCCUGCUCCACCUCUCACCCCCACUCCGGGAGAUCCGCGAAGCCGCAGAGAGCGCAUCUUCUCCCUUGAUGGUGUGUCCCAUACUGAAGGUACAGUCUCGAGGUUGCCCAGCAAGCUCCAGCGUAUGAGCUCCAGAAAUGGUAAAGAUUGUGGGAAAUCCAGCAGUACACAAGCAUCUGAAAAAACAUCCAACACUGGUGACCCUCUACGCUCAUCAGCCAGGCUGGAGGAGUCCAACAGCCAGAUGAAGGCAGAGCCACAGAUCCUGUCAGCAGGAGAGCUGGAGCAUCAUAGACUGCCUUUAAUGCCUACUCCAGUGCCAGGGCCCAACCUUAACCAGCUGCCAUCGGCUGGUGGCCGACCCGAGGACAACCUGCCUGAGAAACUACGCAGGAUGAAUGUGGACCGCUGAGCCAUGAGCCACGGUGAUGUCCACUUCCAUCAUGCCUCAAACACAAACUGAUCAACAGAGAGGCUUUGGGAAGACACACAAAUCCAAUACAAACUUUAGCUGGACUAUACUGUGAUUCUUUUUAAUUAUUACACAAAGGAAACAGCCAUGUCUGUCAUCGUCAAACGGAUUACGCCAUCAUCCGUCAGCAUUCUAUUCAGUUUCAAAUAAGCUUAAUAUAUUUUCAUUUAAAUCCAAAUUGAAAACUUUGGCUUUGUGUAAAAUAUUCAUAUGUAUCAUGCUACUCAAUUUAUUAACGUAUGCUUGACUGAUCAAACUGAAUCAUGUUCUUGUUUUAGUUCUGAUUAAGCAUUUGCUGAUAGACAAUAAGGCAAUGAAGAUAUAUAUUUAACAUGCACAAUCAUGUUAGGUAAGUAGAAAAGGUCUGUCCUAUUUGAAAGGCAGUAUAAAGAUAUAAUGCACAAUUUUGAAAGCAGCAUCGCAUGUGUAUUUCUUAGUCAAUGCAAUGAAUUAACAAAAAAACGAGUGAACUGGCUAGGCAUCUCACUUUUCAAGCUAUAGGCCUAUUUAAAACUCCCUGUUGUGUUCUUAUCCAAGCUGAGAUGUUAGUGAGUGCAACAAAAGUCACAUGCGCAGCUUGCUUAUAAGUGACAUAUAAAGGCACUGAGUUGAAUGCAAUGCCUGCUGAGGCUUUCUUUAAAUUGCUGCCAGCAAAGCAGGUGCCAGUAAGUAUGUAAUUAUUUAGUAAAAUACAAUAUAGUGAUGCUAUUAUAAACAAUGAUAAAAGCUUAAGCAAAUAUGAUAUGAAAUUUUCAUAUCUGCAAAUAUUUAUUUCUGAUAAAUCUAUAUUUUCAAUAGGAUGUUAGAAAUGAUGCAUUAUUGCUGUGUAAAGGUUUUAUAGUGUGAACGGUUAUUAUUACAUUUAAUUAUCUUUCGGUAAACGUUUACUUAAACUACCAACAAUCUGUUCUCCUGAGAUAAACUGACAUGCGGUAGCCCCCAUAAGGCAUACAUAAUGACUAUAAAAUUCUAUAUGCAGAACAAUAUGGUACUGUUAUUCUGUGGGAGUUAGUUUUUUGCCUGCCAUAGUCUGGGUCCACUUGCCUCCUUCCUUAAUGGGAACUAACUCUACUCACUAUUACACUGUUCUUUUGAUCACUUUUAUCCUGUAGUGAAAGAUUUCUUUCCUGACAGGAGUGAUUUCUUCCCAGAUGACAUCCACAUGACUUGACAGAGAACAGACAUGAUUAAAUGAUAUAUUUUGGCCUUCACUUUCACCACAUCUCAACUCAACUGAAGACACGUGAGACAUUUUGGACCAAUGUUUUAGACGAUUUAUCAACAUCAUCGAAAUAUGAAGUGAGGGAAAAUCUUUGAGAAGAAUGGUGUUCAUCUAUCUAAUACAGUUGCAGUGACAUUAUGCCAUCAACAAAACAAGCUCUUGGUGGCCUAACAGCUUAAAAACACACAAAAAAUUCUCUCUGUUUGAUUCUCCUUUAAAUAGUCACCCCUUUGAAAUACAGAAUGCAAGGUGUAUGCCUUCAGUCCAUGCAUAUCAUCGAAAUCAUAUUUUCAUCAAUUUAAAUGUUCAAUAAAUAAUUUAAGUGCUAAUUUUAUGUCAUGACAAUUGGCAUCCACAAUCUAUGAUACUGUGGAUUUAUACUCUCAGUCAUGCAGCUAUAGCAAAGAAAUCAGUUCCCCUGCAGAAUACUUGUUGUGAGCAUGACACCUGACAACAUUAGUGCAGUGACUGUUCACCACGCAUGUAUGUGUAAUGAUCCAUUAGUGUACAGGAAAAGGAGACACUGAGGUGUCAAAGUGCUGUAUGUAAUUAUUACUUCCACAGCAACCUUCCAGCUCUCACCUUAGGCUGAGGGCUGAAGUGAAAGUAAUUCAGUUAGUCUUCAACAGGACAUCAGUCACAGAUAUUUACAAUGCAUUACACUUAAUUUUACUGGUACAAAAAGAAUUUCUAAGACAUCCUUCAUUACCAGAAGCAGUCAGACCUUAUGGAGCAGAGAGGAAAUGUUUCUCCGAGGGACUGCAGUAUAAGCAUGGGACAGUGCACUUAAUGUCCUCAAAUAUCCACAGAGGACAUCAGCACUUGAUUCAAGUAUAAUAGGAAAGGCCCAGUCAGUGCUGUGAUAGUUCCAUCUAAUGUAGCACUCCAGGGAUUUCCUUAUCCUUAUCAAUGCAUUCAUUCCAUUCUUAGGUUGUCUUAAAAGUUUACAAGUUUGUGCCACAAUUUGGAAGAUGGAAGCUGCACUGAGGGUAACCAUAAAUUAUGAGCACAUCUGCAGAGCUGCAGAUGAAUUACAGCGUGUAUUCUCUUUAUAGAGGGGGUGUAGCUAUCUCUGGCAUAAAGGACAAGGUUAUUUCUCUGCAUUCAAAGACCCUUUUGAGACACUUUAUCGAUUGCCUAGUGCCGCCAUAUGAGCCUGGACAAAUGUUACAUCUGAAUAAUCAUGGCUUCUCUACUGCAUUGCUGUAGCAGAGCAGCAGCACAGAAUUGUGCCCGGAGAUGCGUACGAGAGGAAGUGUGAGUCACGGACAAACACGAAAGAAAGGGGAAAAAAGAUGCUCUGAGUGAUAAUUUAGUGAAGCUAAAACCAUCUAUUUCCAUAUCCUGUUUAGGAGAAUACAAUGUCUGUUACUGAUUGGUGCAAUGGAAAUGUUUGGGGAUAUCUGGCAUGCAUGUGCCUGAGUUUAUACAAGAUGACACCGUUUUUACUUAUACUGGUUAACUGCCGUACUAGUCAAGUUGAAUGCAGGAUAUGCAAAAUGCAUUACACGAAGCCAAAAUGGCAGCAGUCACGCUCACCAUGCUGCCCAGAUGCUCAUAAAUAUCUAAUGAACCCUGAAUAAACAGGAUCAAAUACACUGGCAUGUAUGUGCCCAAUCAUUACCUACUGUUCUUGCAAAAGCUGGGGAUAGUGAGCAGAGACUGGGAAUAUACAACACAGCAAGAAACUUGGUUCAUACUGCAUGCUUCACUUUUACUCCAGGCACCACAGAUGUUGAGGGGAAAUGUGUCGCAGACUGUAUGGCUGUCCUCUCAUUGGGACAGAAAACAUCAGGAUGGAUGAAGAAACAGCUGUUUGUUUACAGGAUGAAUGACAGAAAUGCUAUUGCUUUAAAGGUUUUUGGUUCGUAGACGAUCAUUUUGCAGUGUUCAAACUGUAAGUAAUAAUCAGUGAAGUGUGGGUUGAAAAUGCCUUUAAAUUCUAUCUACACUGGGGAGUAAGCUUUAGUUAUCCUUGCUAGCACUCAAAGUCUGCAUCUAUUAUGUGGCAUUUAGCAGGUGCCUUUAGCCAGAGUAUCUUAGAUUUAUCACAUAUUUUGUAUAACUGAGCAGUUGCAGAAUAAAAGCCUUGCUCAUGUGGCCAGUAGUGACAGAUUAGCAGUGCUGGGAUUUGAUUUCACAACCUUCCAAACAGUAGACCCAUGGUUUAUCCUGAGCUGCCUCUGCCCCAUAAAAUGUUAUAGAAAUAUCAGUUUCAGAAGCUGAAGGCCAAAAAAAUUGAUCUCACCCUGAAUAUGAAAGCUGUCUGAUGAUAAAAUCCUUUAAAGAAUCAUCUUUUUAUCUUUUAAAUCUUUGGAAUAGAUUGUUUCUUCUCUUUUUUCGGACAGUCCUACAUCUCAUAUGGUUCACUUUAGCUUACCAAUGAUCUUUAAUCAUCUUAAAUUCAUCCACCAUCAAUAUUCACUAUAUACUGAUCAUGGAUGCAGUGGAUCCAGAGCCUAUGAGAGAAGAAUAAUUCAUAAUAAGCCCUGUAUUGACCUGGAGACUCUGGGUCUGUGAAAAAUAGUAUUAAUCCAAACAGUAUGUGAUAAUGCUUUGGCAGUUUUACAAAGUGAAUGAUUUUUGUGGGGUCAGAGAUACCAGAAAUAUUUUUAUAUUUGUUAUUUUUGACCCUGGUUAUUGACCCUGUUCAGAGGAGAAUGAUUUCUGUCCUCCAUGCUCUGUAAACAUGAGAAUAAAUGAUAUGGGUUACUAACAUCCAACCAAUCAGGACAAGAAGGUGUCAUUCAGUCAUUCAAGUCGGUUUAUGUCUGACAAUAAAAUUGCUGUAUAUAUUGUACCUUUAUUCAGGAUCAUGAAGACUCUCUGCACCCAAUGUUAAUUUUGCUGUGUCAAAAAAAAUGUGUUAUAACAUUUUAGCAGGACUCAGAAGGUGCACAGCUUUGGUUCUGCUUUGCAAUCAGUAACCUGAGUUAUAUGAGUUGUCCUUAGACAAGCCAUCAAUAACUUUCUACAAGCUUGAAUAAACAAAGUUCUAUGCGUACUGCAAAUAUUGCAAUCUAGAUAGUUUUUGAGACAAUUGUUUGCUGUCUUUAGUUGGUGAUUUUGUAAAGCAGGAGAAAGGAGAAAGAAACGUUAGUAUAGAAUUUUAUUGCAUCUGGUCUAAGUAUCGGAUACAUGCCUCCAAUAUGCAGAAUAAUGCAAGUAUCAAUUUUAUAGAUAAAGUCUUUUAAUAGAGCAGAGCAGCCACACUCUGUCAG
Molecule: messenger RNA, 6319 nt
Organism: Tachysurus fulvidraco (yellow catfish)
Lineage: Eukaryota; Metazoa; Chordata; Actinopteri; Siluriformes; Bagridae
Gene: kcnj19b
Product: potassium inwardly rectifying channel subfamily J member 19b
Exons: 3
Coding region: 335-1816 (493 amino acids)
Biological process (GO): regulation of monoatomic ion transmembrane transport; potassium ion import across plasma membrane
Cellular component (GO): plasma membrane
Molecular function (GO): G-protein activated inward rectifier potassium channel activity
Source: RefSeq, a predicted model, not a curated record